Pteronotus mesoamericanus is the source of this 729-nucleotide messenger RNA. RefSeq names its product MAP3K7 C-terminal like (gene MAP3K7CL). The record is from RefSeq and is a predicted model, not a curated record. NCBI's taxonomy places the organism in Eukaryota, Metazoa, Chordata, Mammalia, Chiroptera, Mormoopidae. Gene Ontology annotation, cellular component: cytosol; nucleus.
AUGGCGCCCUGGUGUGGUGGCGACAGCUCGAGCCUGUCACUCGAGCUGUCGGAGCCUCGGUUUGCUCAUCUGUGCAACUGGGGCGACGACGUGGACCAUGAUUAUUUUACAGGCCCUUCGGAAAGUGAAGACGACACAACUGUCAGUGGCCGCCACGCGGCAGGUGCAGCGUCUCUGCCUGAGUCUCUGCCGCGCGGCGACAACGACCGGCCAAGGCCUGUGGCCCUGGAUUACACAAGGGCGCACACCCCACCGAGUGAGCUGGAAGCCCCGGGGGAAGGCCGCCGCCGCGGCGCCCACAUGACCAGAGCCACCAGGGUCCCUGCGGACCGGCCCGUGCGCAUCGCCUUCAGCCUCGACGGCGCCCCAGAUGACACGCCGCCCGAUGACGCCGCUCCCUUGGUCUUCCCGGAGUUAGACCAGCAGCUACAGCCGCUGCCGCCCCGCCACGACUCGCUGGAGUCCAUGCAGGUGUUCCGGCAGCACUGCCGCAUCGCGGAGGAGUACCACGAGGUGCGCAAGGAGAUCGCGCUGCUGGAGGAGAGGAAGAAGGAGCUCAUGGCCAAGCUGGCGCAGGCGGAGAAGGAGAAGGUGGACGCGGCUCAGCUGGCCCGCGAGUUCGAGGCGCUGACCGAGGAGAACCGCGCCCUGAAGCUGGCCCAGUCCCAGUGCGUGGAGCAGCUGGAGAAGCUGAGGGUCCAGUACCAGAAGAGGCAGGGCUCGUCCUAG